Salvelinus fontinalis (brook trout) is the source of this 16054-nucleotide messenger RNA. Its product is annotated as nuclear receptor-interacting protein 1-like. The coding region runs from base 9852 to 13730 and encodes 1292 amino acids. Lineage: Eukaryota; Metazoa; Chordata; Actinopteri; Salmoniformes; Salmonidae. Gene Ontology annotation, molecular function: signaling receptor binding; transcription coregulator activity. The record is from RefSeq and is a predicted model, not a curated record. The transcript is spliced from 2 exons. Gene Ontology annotation, biological process: regulation of transcription by RNA polymerase II. Gene Ontology annotation, cellular component: nucleus.
GGGCUUUGGUGACAAAACGGAUAGCACUGUGAUAGACUGCAUCCAAUUUGCUGAGUAGAGUGUUGGAGGCUAUUUUGUAAAUGACAUCACCGAAGUCAAGGAUCGGUAGGAUAGUCAGUUUUACAAGGGUAUGUUUGGCAGCAUGAGUGAAGGAUGCUUUGUUGCGAAAUAGGAAGCCGAUUCUAGAUUUAAUUUUGGAUUGGAGAUGCCUAAUGUGAGUCUGGAAGGAGAGUUUACUGUCUAACCAGACACCUAGGUAUUUGUAGUUGUCCACAUAUUCUAAGUCAGAACCAUCCAGAGUAGAGGUCAACCGAUUAUGAUUUUUCAACGCCGAUACCGAUACCGAUUAUUGGAGGACCCAAAAAAAGCCGAUCCCGAAUAAUCGGCCUAAUUUUUUAUUUAUUUGUAAUAAUGACAAUUACAACAAUACUGAAUGAACACUUUUAUUUUAACUUAAUAUAAUUCAUCAAUCAAAUCAAUUUACCCUCAAAUAAAUUAUGAAACGUGUUCAAUUUGGUUUAAAUUAUCCAAAAACAAAGUGUUGGAGGAGAAAGUAAAAGUACAAUAUGUGCCUUGUAAAAAAGCUAACGUUUAAGUUCCUUGCUCAGAACAUGAGAACAUAUGAAAGCUGGUGGUUCCUUUUAACAUGAGUCUUCAAUAUUCCCAGGUACGAAGUUUUAGGUUGAGGUUAUUAUAGGAAUUAUAGGACUAUUUCUCUCUAUACCAUUUGUAUUUCAUAUACCUUUGACUAUUGGAUGUUCUUAUAGGCAUUUUGGUAUUGCCAGUGUAACAGUAUAGCUUCCAUCAAUCUCCUCGCCCCUACCUGGGCUCCAACCAGGAACACAUCGACAACAGCCAGCCUCGAAGCAUCGUUACCCAUCGCCCCACAAAAGCCGCGGCCCUUGCAGAGCAAGGGGAACAACUACUCCAAGUCUCAGAGCGAGUGACGUUUGAAACGCCAUUAGCGCGCACCCCCCUAACUAGCUAGCCAUUUCACAUCGGUUACACCAGCUUAAUCUCGGGAGUUGAUAGGCUUGAAGUCAUAAACAGCUCAAUGCUUUAAGCACAGUGAAGAGCUGCUGGCUAACGCACGAAAGUCCUGUUUGAAUGAAUGCUUAUGAGCCUGCUCCUUCCUACCACCGCUCAGUUAGACUGCUCUAUCAAAUAUCAAAUCAUAGACUUAAUUAUAACAUAAUAACACACAGAAAUAUGAGCCUUUGGUCAUUAAUAUGGUCGAAUCUGGAAACUAUCAUUUUGAAAACAAAACGUUUAUUCUUUCAGUGAAAUACGGAACCGUUACGUAUUUUAUCUAGCGGAUGGCAUCCCUAAGUCUAAAUAUUGCUGUUACAUUGUACAACCUUCAAUGUUGUGUCAUAAUUAUGUACAAUUCUGGCAAAUUAAUUACAGUCUUUGUUUGGAAUAAAUGGACUUCACACAGUUCGCAACGAGCCUGGCGGGCCAAACUGCUGCAUAUACCCUGACUGCUUGCACGGAACGCAAGAGAAGUGACACCAUUUUCCCUAGUUAUAAGAAAUUCAUGUUAGGCAAUAUUAACCAAAUAUGCAGGUUUAAAAAUAUAUAUACUUGUGUAUUGAUUUUAAAGAAAGGCAUUGAUGUUUAUGGUUAGGUACACAUUGGUGCAACGACAGUGCUUUUUUCGCGAAUGUGCUUGUUAAAUCAUCACUCGUUUGGCGAAGUAGGCUGUGAUUCGAUGAGAAAUUAACAGGCACCGCAUCGAUUAUAUGCAACGCAGGACACGCUAGAUAAACUAGUAAUAUCAUCAACCAUGUGUAGUUAACUAGUGUUUAUGUUAAGAUUGUUUUUUAUAAGAUUGUCACGAUCGUUUGUAGAAACGGACCAAGGCGCAGCGGGAUUACAGUUCCACAUAAUUUAUUAAUCGUGAAACUUAACAAAAACAAUAAGCAAUAAAUUAACAACGAACCGCGACUACAGAGGUGCUACAUACACUUACUCAAAAUACACAAUUCAAUAUCCCACAAAACACAGGUGGAAAAAAGGCUACCUAAAUAUAAUCCCCAAUUAGAGACAACUAUUACCAGCUGCCUCUAAUUGGGAACCAUAUCAAGCACACCAACAUAGAAAUAUGAAAACUAGAACGCCACAUAGAAAUAAUAAACUAGAACACCACAUAGAAAUAAUAGACAAGAACACCCCAGCCACGCCCUGACCUACUAUACCAUAGAGAAACAAUGGCUCUCUAUGGUCAGGACGUGACAAAGAUAAGUUUAAUGCUAGCUAGCAACUUACCUUGGCUUCUUGCUGCCUUCGCGUAACAGGUAGUCAGCCUGCCACGAAGGCUCCUCGUGGAGUGCAAUGUAAGGCAGGUGGUUAGAGCGUUGGACUAGUAACUGGACGGUUACAAAAACAAAUCCCCGAGCUGACAAGGUAAAAAUCUGUCGUUCUGCCCCUGAACUAGGCAGUUAACCUCUCUGUGGCAGGUGGGACGCAAAAGCGCGCCAUAUUCAAAUAACAUGAUAUAAAAAUCAAACUUUCAUUAACUUCUUUGGGCUGCAAGCCCGAAGCCGGGCACAAUAUGACAACAGCCACUUCAAGUGCAGGGCGCGAAAUUCAAAAUAUAUUUUUUUGAAAUAUUUAACUUUCACACAUUAACAAGUCCAAUACAGCAUAUGAAAGAUAAACAUCUUGUGAAUCCAGCCAACAUGUCCGAUUUUAAAAAUGUUUUACAGCGAAAACACCACAUAGUUAGCUCACCACCAAAUACAAAAAAGGACAGACAUUUUUCAUAGCACAGGUAGCAUGCACAAAGCCAACCUAACUAACCAAGAACCAACCAAACUAACCAAGAAACAACUUCAUCAGAUGACAGUCUUAUAACAUGUUAUACAAUAAAUCUAUGUUUUGUUCGAAAAAUGUGCAUAUUUGAGGUAUAAAUCAGUUUUACAUUGCAGCUACCAUCACAGCUACCGUCACAAAUAGGACCGAAGCAGCCAGAGUAAUUACAGCCACCAACGUCAAAUACCUAAAUACUCAUCAUAAAACAUUUCUGAAAAAUCAAUGGUUUAUAGCAAAUUAAAGACUUGUGAAUCCAGCCAAUAUUUCCGAUGUUUUAAGUGUUUUACAGCGAAAACAAAAUAUAGCAUUAUAUUAGCUUACUACAAUAGCCUACCACACUACCGCAUUCAUUCAUCAAGGCACGUUAGCGAUAGCAAUAGGCACGUUAGCGAUAGCGAAUAAACCAGCAAAAGAUAUCUAAUUUUUGACUAACCUUGAUAAGCUUCAUCAGAUGACAGUCAUAUAACAUCAGGUUAUACAUACACUUAUGUUUUGUUCGAAAAUGUGCAUAUUUAGAUCUGAAAUCAGUGGUUAUACAUUGUGCUAACGUAGCAUCUUUUUCCCAGAAUGUGCGGAUAUUUUUAUGGCACUCAACUAUUCUGACCAAAUAACUAUACAUAAACGUUACUAAAAAAUACAUGUAUAGGAAAUGAUAGAUACACUAGUUCUUAAUGCAAUCGCCGUGUUAGAACUCUAAAAAUAACUUCAUUACGACAUCCAGCUUAGGUAUAGCGAGAGAGUACCCAAAAUCUGGGCGCAAACAACUAUUUCAGAUGUUCGACAGAUAUAUGAAAUAGCAUCAUAAAAUGGGUCCUACUUUUGAUGAUCUUUCAUCAGAAUGUUGUACAAGGGGUCCUUUGUCGGGAACAAUCGUUGUUUGGAUUUAGAAUGUCCUCUUCUCCAGUCAAUUAGCACGGAAAGCUAGCAAAGUGGCGCGAAGCUCUCCUUCCUGAACAAAGGCACACAACGCAACACGGGUAACGUCCCGAAAAAAUUUCAAUAAUCUAAUAAAACUAUAUUGAAAAAACAUACUUUACGAUGAUAUUGUCACAUGUGUCAAAUAAAAUCAAAGCCGGAGAUAUUAGUCGUCUAUAACGACAGCUUAUUAGAAGGCAAAACCAGGUCCCUUCACGCGCUCUCCAGAAAACAGGAAACUGGUGACACGUCAUGCCGAGAGCUUUUAUUCGACCCCAGAUCAAGUUAUACACUCAAUUUCUUCUCUCACUGCCUGUCGACAUCUAGUGGAAGACGUAUGAAGUGUAUGUAUUCUAAUAAAUUUCAAGGACAUUUAUAGGCAGGCCCUAGAACAGAGCAUCGAUUUCAGAUUUUCCACUUCCUGUCAGGAAGUUUGCUGCAAAAUGAGUUCUGUUUUACUCACAGAUAUAAUUCAAAUGGUUUUAGAAACUAGAGAGUGUUUUCUAUCCAAUAGUAAUAAUAAUAUGCAUAUUGUACGAGCAAGAAUUGAGUACGAGGCCGUUUGAAAUGGGCACCUUUUAUCCGGCUACUCAAUACUGCCCCUGCAGCCCAAACAGGUUAAAUCACACAUGUAAGAUACCAAAUUAAAGCUACACUCGUUUUGAAUCCAGCCAACAUGUCAGGUUUCAAAAAGGCUUUUCGGCGAAAGCAUAAGAUGCUAUUAUCUGAUGAUAGCACAACAGUAAACAAAGAGAGUAGCAUAAUUCAACACUGCAAGCACGACACAAAACGCAGAAAUAAAAUAUAAAUCAAGCCUUACCUUUGACGAAAUUCUUUUGUUGGCACUCUAAUAUGUCCCAUAAACAAAUGGUCCUUUUGUUCGAUAAAUUCCUUCGAUAUAUAUCCAAAAUGUCAAUUUAUUUGGACCCUUUCAUCCAGAAAAACACAGCUUCCAACUUUCGCCAAGUCACUACAAAAUAUAUCAAAAGUUACAUGUAAAUACGUGUUCAAUACAAAAAGAAAACAAACUGAUGCAACUUUUUUCGUAACGUGCCUCUUCUCAAAAAAUUUACUUCAUGUGACCCUCAUUUACGAUAGCCCUACUUCUUCACUACACAAAGGAAUAACCUCAACCGAUUUCCAAGGACUGGUGACAUCCAGUGGAAGCGGUAGGAACUGCGCGCAAGUCCAUUAGAAAUCUGGUGUCUCUAAGAAAUCUCAUUGAAAAGACAGUGACAUCAAAAAAAUACAAAUUCUGAAUGGUUUGUCCUCAGGGUUUUGCCUGCUACAUAAGUUCUGUUAUUCUCACAGACAUGAUUCAAACAGGUUUAGAAACUUCAGAGUGUUUUCUAUCCAAAUCUACUAAUAAUAUGCAUAUCUUAUAUUCUGGGGAUGAGUAGCAAGCAGUUGAAUUUUGGCAUGCUAUUUUUCCGAAAGUGAAAAUGCUGCCCCCUGCCCUCAAGAAGUUAACCGACCGUUCCUAGGCCGUCAUUGAAAAUAAGAAUUUGUUCUUAACUGACUUGCCUAGUUAAAUAAAGGUGUAGAAGGCCUCCCGGGUGGUGCAGUGGUCUAGGGCACUGCAUCGCAGCGCUAGCUGCACCACCAGAGACUCUGGGUUCGCGCCCAGGCUCUGUCGCGACCGGGAGGUCCGUGGGGCGACGCACAAUUGGCCUCGCGUCGUCCGGGUUAGGGAGGGUUUGGCCGGUAGGGAUAUCCUUGUCUCAUCGCGCACCAGCGACUCCUGUGGCUGGCCGGGUGCAGUGCGCGCUAACCAAGGGAGCCAGGUGCACGGUGUUUCCUCCGACACAUUGGUGCGGCAGGCUUCCAGGUUGGAGGCGCGCUGUGUUAAGAAGCAAUGCGGCUUGGUUGGGUUGUGUUUCGGAGGACGCAUGGCUUUCGACCUUCAUCUCUCCCGAGCCCGUACGGGAGUUGUAGCGAUGAGACAAGAUCGUAAUUACUAACAAUUGGAUACCACGAAAUUGGGGAGAAAAGGGGGUAAAAAAAAGAAAAAAUGUAAUUAGAAUAAAGGUGUAGAAAAAAAUACAGAUUACCGAUUGUUAUGAAAAAAUUGGCCCUAAUUAAUCAGCGAUUCCGAUUAAUCGGUCGACCUCUAGUCCAGAGUAGUGAUGCUGGACGGGCGGGCAGGUGUGGGCAGCAAUCGGUUGAAGAGCAUGCAUUUAGUUUUACUUGCAUUUAAGAGCAGUUGGAGGGCACAGAAUGAGAGUUGUAUGGCAUUGAAGCUUGUCUGGAGGUUGGUUAACACAGUGUCCAAAUAAGCGUAGAGGUGGAUCAGAGAAUCACCAGCAGCAAGAGCGACAUCCUUGAUGUAUACAGAGAAAAGAGUUGGCCCGAGGGUUGAACCCUGUGGCACCCCCAUAGAGACUGCCAGAGGUCCGGACAACAGGCCCUCCGAUUUGACACACUGAAGUAGUUGGUGAACCAGGCGAGGCAGUCAUCUGAGAAAUCAAGGCUGUUGAGUCUGCCGAUAAGAAUGUAGUGAUUGACAGAGUCAAAAGCCUUGGCCAGGUCGAUGAAUACAGCUGCACAGUAUUGUCUCUUAUCAAUGGUGGUUAUGAUAUCGUUUAGGACCUUGAGCGUGGCUGAGGUGCACCCAUGGCCAGCUCGGAUACCAGAUUGCAUAGCGGAGAAGGUACGUGGGAUUUGAAAUGGUCGGUGAUCUGUUUGUUAACUUGGCUUUCGAAGACCUUAGAAAGGCAGGGUAGGAUAGAUAUAGGUCUCUAGCAGUUUGGGUCUAGAGUGUCUCCCCCUUUGACGAGGGGGAUGACCGCGGCAGCUUUCCGAUCUUUGGGGAUCGCAGGCGAUACGAAAGAGAGAUUGAAUAGGCUAGUAAUAGGGUUUGCAACAAUUUCGGCUGAUAAUUUUAGAAAGAGAGGGUCCAGAUUGUCUAGCCCGGCUGAUUUGUAGGGGUCCAUAUUUUGCAGCUCUUUCAGAACAUCAGCUAUCUGGAUUUAGGUGAAGGAGAAAUGGGGGAGGCUUGGGCAAGUUUCUGUGGGGGGUGCAGGGCUGUUUACCGGGGUAGGGGUAGCCAGGUGGAAAGCAUGGCCAGCCGUAGAAAAAUGCUUAUUGAAAUUCUCAAUUAUCGCAGAUUUAUCGGUGGUGACAGUGUUUUCUAGCCUCAGUGCAGUGGGCAGCUGGGAGGAGGUGCUCUUAUUCUCCAUGGACUUUUUUGAGUUUGUGCUAUGCAAAUUUCUGUUUGAAAAAGCUAGCCUUAGCUUUCCUAACUGCCUGUGUAUAUUGGUUCCUAACUUCCCUGAAAAGUUGCAUAUCGCGGGGGCUAUUCGAUGUAAAUGUAGUACACCACAGGAUGUUUUUGUACUGGUCAAGGGCAGUCAGGUCUGGAGUGAAACAAGGGCUGUAUCUGUUCCUGGUCCUACAUUUUUUGAAUGGGGCAUUCUUAUUUAAGAUUGUGAGGAAAGGACUUUUAAAGAAUAACCAGGCAUCCUCUACUGAUGGAAUGAGGUCAAUAUCCUUCCAGGAUACCUGGGUCAGGUCGAUUAGAAAGGCCUGCUCGCUAAAGUGUUUUAGGGAGCGUUUGACAGAGAUGAGUGGUGGUUGUUUGACCGCAGACCCAUUGCGGACGCAGGCAAUGAGGCAGUGAUUGCUGAGAUCCUGGUUGAAGACAGCAGAGGUGUAUUUGGAGGGCAGGUUGGUUAGGAUGAUAUCUAUGAGGGUGCCAGUGUUUACGGAUUUGGGGUUGCACCUGGUAGGUUCAUUGAUAAUUUGUGUGAGAUUGAGGGCAUCAAGCUUAGAUUGUAGGAUGGCCGGUGUGUUAAGCAUGUCCCAGUUUAGGUCACCUAACAGCACGGGCUCUGAAGAUAGAUGGGUGGGCAAUCAAUUCACAUAUGGUGUCCAGUGCACAGCUAGGGGCAGAAGGUGGUCUAUAGCAAGCGGCAAUGGUGAGAGACUUGUUACAGGAAAGGUGGAUUUUGAAAAGUCGAAGCUCAAAUUGUUUGGGCACAGACCUGGAUAGUAAGACAGAACUCUGCAGGCUAUCUCUGCAGUAGAUUGCAACGCCGAGGUCUCUGACCUCCUCCCUUUAGGUCAUCUAAUCGUCGGCAGUGUCAGGCCUACCACCGUUGUGUCGUCUGUAAACUUAAUGAUGGUGUUGGAGUCGUGUGCUGCCACGCAGUUGUGGGUGAACAAGGAGUACAGGAGGGGACUAGGCACACACCCCUGAGGGGCCCCCGUGUUGAGGGUCAGUGUGGCAAAUGUGUUGUUGCUACCUUCACCACCUGGGGGCGGCCCGUCAGGAAGUCCAGGAUCCAUAUGCAAAGGGGGUGUUGGGUGUUUAAUCCCAAGGUCCUUAGCUUAGUGAUAAGCUUGGAGGCCACUAUAGUGUAUAAUGCUGAGGUGUAGUCAAUGAACAGCAUUAUCAUGUAGGUGUUCAUUUUGUCCAGGGGGUAAAGGGCAGUGUGGAUCAUCUGUGGAUCUGUUGUGGCGGUAUGCGACUUGGAGUGGCGCCAGGGUAUCUGGGAUGAUGGUGUUGAUGUGAGCCAUGACCAGCCUUUCGGAAAAUUUUGUGGCUACAGAUGUGAGUGCUACGGGGUGAUUUAGACCUGUCAUUUAGACAGGUUACCUUGGCGUUCUUGGGCACAGGGACAAUGAUGGUCUGCUUGAAACAUGUAGGUAUUACAGACUGGGUCAGGGAGAGGUUGAAAAGGGCAGUGAAGACACUUGCCAGCUGGUCAGAGCAUGCUCUGAGUAUGGGUCCUAGUAAUGGGUCCUAGUAACUUGACAGCGAUGAAAAAUACAGAUGACAACUUUUGGUUAAUAGUGUGGUCUACAGUUUAUCGUGAGGUAUUCUAACUCAGGCAAGCAGAACCCUCAGAAAACUGGACAUAGGAAUGUUCUUGCAAUGUUCUCAUGAAAAGUCUAGAACCUUAAUGUCUUAUAUUCUGAGAACAUGUCAACCAUGUUUUCUGUAUGUUUUGUGUGAUGUUGAUGAAAUAUUCUAGUAACCCUCAGUGGAUAGAAUGUUCCCCUAACUAACACAAAACUAGACACUCAAACAUUAGGGGAAUGUUAUGGGUAACAUUACAAAAUUUUUCUCUCUCCCUAUAAUUGUUAGCUGGGUAAAUAACACCUCAAGUGGACCCCUGCUCUGUCCUGGGUCAACCAGCCAGCUAGUUAUCUUACUGCACACACACUCUCACACACACACACACACACACACACACACACACACACACACACACACACACACACACACACACACACACACACACACACACACACAAAUAUAUAUAUACACACACACACACAGGUGUAUUCCAAAAACACUCCUCUCCUGAAAUGGCAUUGGUGCUCCAGCCAGUAGAAUGGGGAGGAGGAGUUGGAGGGAGGUUUAAAAAUAUAUCCACACAACCAGGCCGUUCAGACAUUUUGAUAUUCUGUCUCUAUCUUGGUCCGAUCGGGAGGUCUUGAUAAAUCUCUUCCCACCGUGGGGACAGAUAAGAGCAGCGCAGAUUGAAUAAAAAAUAGCUAGGGAGAGAUGGAGGGAACAAGAGAGAGGGGUACAGAGGAGAUCUGAGAUGUCUUUUAAGUUUGUUUUGUCUUGCAGAUCCAGUUCAAGGACGCCCGCAGGCGAGGCAGCGGCAGCUCUCUCUCUCUUGCCGUGCCAACGAUGCCACUCAAGGUCCCCCUCUGAGAUCAGGAGAGCGGAAAGGCACCACGGAGAGAACAGCCCCCAGGCUUCCUGACAGACAGACAUCCGAAACCACGGAAUGCAUCAAAAUCACUGUGGUGGUGAAACCCGCUGACUCCUCGUUCCUCGCCGUUCGCUGCAUAAGCUUGGACCCGGGCAUUCUGGGAGCAUCCGGUGUCACAGGCACACAGGAAUGCCAGUGACGGCUGGGUGAGAGCCCCUAAAUGGCUCCCGUCAUGGCCACAGUUUUUUUGUGUUAGUGUCACUUUCCACUGUGGAGAAGAGAAUACUGUACAUUGAGCCAGUGGAAUCUAGAACCUGUAAAAUACUCUAGAACCUGCCCAUGUGCAUCCUCACCUCUUAUCAAUAUCUGGAAGUACUGUACCUGAUGACCUAGUGGACCUUGUUAUUCCCAGUAGCAGUGCUGAACCAUACGAGGGGGAUCCUAGUAUUGAACAUGACUCAUGGGGAGGAGCCUGGCCCUGAGACACACACGGAUUCAGCUGUUCUAACUUAUCUGGAAGGUUUACUGAUGCAUCCCGUGGCGGCUGGGCCUGGGGCCACGGCAACCCGGAGAUCGGAGGCUCCCCACGGGCACGGCAACCAGAUGGAGCAGGUCAACAAGGCGGCCCGGCCCUUCCAGCUUCCCAGCCACAGCCCUGCUAUUGCCGCUGUUCAGAAGGCUGGCAAUGGGAACGGUCCCACACUGCACCAUGGGGCCUCCCAGAACCUGAAGAAGGCCCGGCUGCUCCGCUCAGGGCCCUGGAACGAGCCUGGGGCCCAGAGGCUGAGCUCCCCCCCUGUGGAGCUGAAUGGCCAGGGAGGAGGAGGAGGCCUGCAAAACGGGGCCCUGGAGGGCUCUCCUCACGCUGGGGAGAGCACACUGCUGGCCUCCCUGCUCCAGUCAUUCAGCUCCAGACUGCAGAGUGUGGCCAUGUCGCAGCAGUCUACCAAACCCCCCAGCGAGCACUCCCCGCCCACCGAUCCCCCUCCUCCUGCAGACAAGGAGCAGCUCCCCUGCUACGGAAUGGCCUCCAGCCGCCUCAAGGGCCUGAUGAGGAAGACCAAGCUGCAGAACCACAGCAGCACGCCUUACAGCCGGCGAGGCCACAGCCACGGCCACAGCCAGGAAAGGCCCUGUGAGUCCCCCCGCUCGGUGCAGAGCAGCACGCCUCCCUCCGCCCCCAUUGCUGCUGCUGCUGCCACUGAUGCUGUGUCCUGUGCUGAACGGCUCAAGGCUGUGGCCAACCUGGUGAAGAUCCGCUCCAGCCCUGCCCCCUCUCCCAAGCCCAGUGUGGCCUGCAGUCAACUGGCCCUUCUGCUGUCCAGUGAGGCCCACCUGCAGCAGUAUUCCCGGGAGCACGCCAUCAAGGCCCAGCUCUCUGGACGCUCGGCCAGCGAGAGGCUGGCCGCCAUGGCAACGCAACAGACCCAGGACAAGAGACCGCCCAGCACAGAAGAUGCUCCGCCCACCAGCGCCACCACCCCCACCCUAGACGUGCUAAGCUCCUUAACCACCCAAAACGGGACAACGACAGCAACACUCCCCCGACUGGCACUAAACUCCAGCUCCAGCCAGCGGAGCCCCUCCUCUCUGCUGCCAGUCCAUAGCUCACCACACCCGACCCCUCCUCCUCUGCCCCUCACCCACAACACCCAGACCCAACCCCAAACCCCCACUAGGGAGAAACGGGGAUUUGAUUCGCGCUCCACUAGGCCUCCCCAGACCUGCAGCAGCCUGCUCCUGCUGCUCCUCAACAACCACAACAACCAGAAGCAGCUGACUAAGAACGGGCACCUGGAGGACGACUGCGGGGUCCUGCCUGCCAGCCGCGGCUCCUCAGUCACCUCUGACAGUGAGUGCUCUGUCCAGGAGAAAAGCCUAGCCAAGAGAGAGGAGAGCUGCAGCGAUGCAGAGAUCUCCUUCUCCAGCUGCUCUCCCAUUGACCUCUCUAUGAGGAGCAGGGCCAGCACCAGAGCUCCAGAGACCAGUCCUAAAGCCACCUCCUCUUCCACGUCUGCUUCUUACUCCUCCUCUUCUACUGCUUUCUCCUCCAACUCCUCUUCUGCUGUUUUCUCCUCUGCCCCCACUGUCUUUUCCUCUUCCACUAUUGCUUUCUCUUCCUCCUCUACCAUUCUCUCCUCUUCCUCCAAGACUUUCUGUUCCUCCUCGUCCUCGUCCUUAGACAAACUUACUGAGUCCCUUCUAAACAAGUGGAAGCCGGAUCCCUCCGGGCCAAAGGUCACCCAGGUUAAGAAGGAGCUUGAAAUGAGCCCAGACCUUAAAUCCCAGCCCAAGGUCACUCUCAUGCAGCUCCUUCUGGAGCGCAGGAAUAACGACAAGGUAAACAAAAUUGUGGUUAAUCCAGAUUUGCAGCAUGACGCAACUCUGUCCAGUCUGUCACGGGUCCCACUUAAAUCACUGGCCCCCUGGGAGGAAGUCAGGAUACAGAGCCCUCUGGACAGACCAGGCCCAGGCCUUCCCAUGUACUCUCUCAGCCGAGACCCCAGCAGCACCCCGUCCCCGUUCUCCUACCCCUCUCCCUAUGUCCAGUCUAGCCCUCUGGAUCUAUGUAAGUCUAAACCCUUCCCUGUUGAGAAAGCUGCAACUGAGCCGGCGUUCAGCGCCAGCAAACUGUUACAGAACCUGGCCCAAUGCGGCACCGCCUCACCCUCCCCGCCCAUGGUUCCUAGCAAAGUACCCAGCCAGGAUCUGGAGGUGGGUGGUGGCAGGCCUCUGGCCCUGCUGGAGAGGCUCAACGCCCCCAUCCAGAGGAACACAACAUGUACCCCCCUCUCAGACGGGCCCUCAGGCAGCGGCACACCGUCGUUCAGCCGUUGGGGGGAAGUGUCGCCCCCCGCAUCCCAGAUCGAGAAUCUUCUAGAGCGUCGCACGGUGCUGCAGCUCCUGCUGGGAGCAGGUUCCUCCUCUACCUCCUCCGUGGCCUCAGCCACCCACAGAGACAGGUCUGGUGGGAGGGGCAGUGUGGAGACGGCGGCGGGGGGCUGCUAUGAGAAGCCCCCUGGCACUUCUGUCAUCUGUGACAACUCCAACGGGCCCACGGCAGCAGACAUCAAGGUCAAAACUGAACCGGGGGAGGAGGGCCUGGACCUGUUGUCCUCUGCUGUGUGUGAGGAUAUGACGAGCCAAAAGAGACGGGGAGGAGGAGCAGGGUAUAACUACAGGCAUAACCCAUUCUCUGAACCCCAGCAGGACCUAAAAACAGAGCCCCGGCCCACAGAAGUCAUUGCUAAAUAUGGCCUCCUGAGCCAGCUCUUAAAACAGCAGAGCGCUACCUACUACACCAGCGCUGCACAACUGCAAACAGAUCGCCGGCCCAGCCCUGUCCAUGUAAAGGAGGAGCAGAGAGACUACCACCAGGGGCCUAGCCCUAAAAAGAUACGGCUCUGCACGGAGCUGGCUGAGAGCCUGAACAAUGGCAGCCCUCAGCGGGCAGUGGUGGACAGUGGAGGCAGCUACAGCCACAGCAGCCUGGUUCACAGCCUGGUCCAUAAGCAGAUACAGGAGGAGCCUGACUACCACAAGGUCCUGAGGGGGCCUAAAGUGGAAGAGACCCAAGCCAGGAGCCCCAGCAGUGAAGCUCUCCUCCCUAGGGAGAGCCGGGGCUUCAAUGUGCUUAAACAGCUGCUCUUGUCUGACAACUGUCUGAAGGAGCUGUCCCAGCAUCCCCGGGGGGGGCCCAGCCCCUCUGUCCUGCAGGCCAAUGGUAAAGCCAAUGGGAGCGUCCUUAACCUCAAUCAGCCGGGCUACAAUCACCACAACCUCCUCAACCUGCCUACUCUGCCCUGGCACCACCCCAACUCCCAUAACUCCCUCAGUUCAGGGCCCCCCAGCCACCUCAGACCGCAGCCAACAACCCCCCCAACAGGGGACAGCAGCCAACGCUCCCCCUGGGGGCGCCACACAGCCCCCCCACCCCACCAGGACUCGCCCAAACGGGACCCCACUCCAGUGAAACGGGAGCCGGAGAGCCCAGGGCAGUGGGCAGGUCGGGACCGGGAGGAGGAGUGCUCUGAUUCGAGCCCAGACUCCCCCCGGCUGACCCGCUCCAACCCCAUCCUAUACUACAUGCUGCAGAAAGGCAGCACUCAGCUGAGGAGGGAGGGGAGGGACCAGGCAGAGGGGACCCAGGGGUCAGUGCCAGGGGGGGUGAGGGUGAAGGAGGAGCCGGGUACUAACAGCAAUGAUGCCUACAACCACAGACUGAGCUCCACCACCACCUCCACCCAGCACUCCUCCCUGUCCCCUCCCUACAACAACGACAAGCACAGUCACAAGAACUAUAGGCUGAGCGACUCAUCUGAUAAAUGGUAGUUUUAUGAACUAAUUACUUUUAUGAACUAAAACAUAAAAAAGACACAAAGGGGAAAAGAUCGCAAAGUUUCUUUUUUUUCUUCCUUUUUUUACUGACUUGCCAAAUUCAUUUGUAGUUUAAUGAGAAGAAGUAACAGCAAGUAAUGCAGGAGUGAGGAUUUUGAAAGAGAAGAACAGAGAAAAUGAGUUCAAGGCAUUCGUUUCAUUAUUGUAUCAUAAUUCUAGAUGGCUCAGGUUGCAGGAUGGGUGGUACGAUACAGCUCUACUUCAACAGAAUGUCAAAUUAUGUGCACCAAAAUGAUCGUCAAAUUUUAGCGUUGCCCACUGGUGAUUUCCAUACAGUAUGUAUUUCACAUUGUCAAAUGAUUGAAAGAAGGCACCAUUCAUUUUACUCCAAUGAUUUGUGCCUGUAUUGCACACAUAUCACUAUUCUGUGUCCUCUUUGUUGCUACUCGUAAAACAUUGAUGAAGAACAUUUCCAGCUACAUUUAUUAUUGAUGACUCCAAAAAUGUUAGCGCUCAGUUCACUGCAUAUUUAUUUAUUUUUUUAGAUUAACAGAGAUCAUCACUUUUAGAUCAGAUUCUAAAUAAAGUCAUACCGGUGCAAGCACAGCAGUACAUUAAAAUGUACACGUUAGAGACAUAUUUAAAGGAAAACCUUGUGAACAAUGUUAAUCAAAUCUACUAAAGGUACCUAGAGUUCCAUUCUGUUUGAAGGCUCUGUAUUGGUUGCUACUGUAACUUCUCCUCAAGUGUGAUUUCAUUUUUUGAUCAUCAGUGAAUCAGCUGUCAACUGAUAGACUGGGCUCAUGUGGUCACAACGCAUUGCAUUUUGCUUUGAUCUGAAAUGAACUUGUUGGGGCUUCGUUUUGACAGUGCAAAUGCAAGGUAACAUUGUCUUAGUAGAUGGUAAUACAACUGGUAAUCCAGCUAUUACUAAAUAGUAGUAGUAGAGGGUAUUUUAAAACCUUGCCGAGCAUACCUGUGGGGUAUACAGGUUCGGAGCAACAGUUCAAAGACUGCAGUAUCUGCAUAACUGUUACAUUCCAAAUGAAUUCAAAAUGAACACAGCUCUCUCACACAUACUAAAUCUUGGUUUUGAAAUAUAAAUUAAUAUUCUGAAAUAAAUAAUACAGUCUCAUUUGAUAUUGUACCCCUGAGUUUGCACUGUCAAAGUUUAGCUCUUGGUGACCUUAAAAAUAAUAUGUUUAUGGCAUGUAAUGAAAAACUGUCAGUGUUGUUAUCCGUUGAGAUUUUGACAGUUUGUGAAGUUUAUUUUGUGUUUAUUGAUUCUCGUGCUUUAUGGACACCAUUUACUUUUUUUGCGGUUUCUUAGCUCAUAUUAAAAUGUCUAAAUAUUUGCAUGGAAAUAAAGAGAAAACCGCAGGUACAUUUGAAAGCAGCAGGAUAUGAUGUGAACCUGCCACCCAAGAAUCAUUGAGACAUUUUUGGUGUCUUUUGAGGGCUUAUCUGAUGUCUAGCUCCUUAUUUUGAUUGUACUGUUUCUGGUUUCAGUUUCACACACUGCUGUCAUGCAUUUAGUCUUACAUGUGAUAUUUUUUUAUACAUAUACAUAUGAAGUACAUAUGAAGUAGAUGUUUCUUCUAUUAUUAAAACAUUUUCACAAUGGUUAAACAUAUUUGUGUAAAUAGUACUUUCAUUAUGAAAGAUAACUAUUUUGUAUUGUUGAAGAAAAAUAUAUGACCCUAGUUUUUAAUGCCCUGAAAAAUGUAAAUAUGAAUUCAAUGCCUAUUAAUGUAAAUACAUACAAAUGGCAGAGGAUACUAUGCCCGUUUUUUGGUUGGUUUGUUCUUUGCAUGUGUCUAUGUGGUAAAUGAUAAUCUAUCCUGCGCUGUGUUGUGUAAUACUGUCUGACUCUCCUCACUGCUGCCUGUUGCAUGCAGACGCAUGGGAACUACCUGUGUAUCCCUACUGGUGAUGGGGCAAAAUGUCAAGUCUUAAAAUAGGUCUUUUUAUCACAGAGAGAGAGACAGUCAUUUAGAACAUGAACAGUCCCUAAAUAACCACAGACUGCUGAGCAAGUGGAGAAAACGUGUGAAAAUAAACGUGCAUUGAAUAUUUUUGUGAUUUUAUUUUCUGUUACUGGUUGACGACAGAGCUCGGAUCGACGGCGCUUGAGGGUUUUAGCGGAUGAAUGAAGUACAAUCAUCAUUGUGCAUCGUGCAUCUGAAACAUGCAUUUGUAGCAAAAAGAAGUGUUUCGUUUUUCCAUGUGACAACCUGAAACAUUAUUUCAUUUUUUAUGUUUGAAUUUUUUUGGUGUUCAUUUGCACUGAUAUCUCCAAAAUAAAGUACUAAAAUGCU